This is a messenger RNA of Polistes canadensis, 1274 nucleotides long. RefSeq names its product lipoma HMGIC fusion partner-like 2 protein. Lineage: Eukaryota; Metazoa; Arthropoda; Insecta; Hymenoptera; Vespidae. The record is from RefSeq and is a predicted model, not a curated record. The transcript has 6 exons. Bases 344 to 1003 code for a protein of 219 amino acids. Gene Ontology annotation, cellular component: membrane.
GCCGCACCACACUUCAGUUUAGCUCAGCACUCGGACCGUGUCGGUUCGUGACACACCGGUGGUAUCCACGUUCCUUUGGAUGUGAUCCUUCUGAUCUGACAGAAAAUUUUCUUUAUCUCUUUUUAAUAAAAGAAAAAAGAAUUAUAUUCUUUGCGAUUUUCAAUCGUUAAUUGUAAAUAAAAUCGGUGCACCGAUUUAAAAAUACAGAUAUCCUGUUAUUCUUCAUCAUAUUUUGGAUUAUCAAGAGUUUUUUUAUAAACGCCGUGUGAAAUACUUCUCGAAAGGUAGCUAAAAGAUCGUGUCAGGAGGAUGGCAUAAGACGAAAUUAUUCUCGGCCAGCAGCAUGUGCUAUGUUAUAGUCACUGGUCGUAGUCUCCUUUGGACGUUGCUGUCUUUAGCAGCGUUAAUGGCCGUUUUAUCGGCCCUCCUUACCCCGAAAUGGCUCGUCGGACCGCACACGAUUAAGGACACGAAAAAUGGUACGGAAUUAUUCAUACCGACAGUUGGGAUCUUCAAUCGUUGCACGAAAUUAUAUGGAAGAACGCAUUGUGCUAAUUUCAACAUUGACGGAUUCGCAACGCAUUCUUCCGUCUUUCCAGGAUUCUGGAAAGCUUCUCUCUUUUUUAUAUCUUUUGGUUUGGCUGUGAUGACUAUGACCGUGGUGGCUGCUUUAAUUGGAUGCUGUGUUCAAAGUAUCGGGAGGAAAAGUAUCUUCGAUUUAUCUGGAGUAGCUCAAGCGAUCGCCGGAAUAUUGUACUUAAUCGGUUUGAGUUUGUAUCCCGCUGGAUGGGGUGCUGAAAGAGUACGAAGAAUAUGUGGUCCAGAAGCUGAUGCAUUUUAUCUCGGAGAUUGUACUCUCGGUUGGGCAUUUUAUAGUGCCUUAAUAGGUACUGGCCUAACUUUUGCGGCAGCCAUGUUGAGCGGACAAGCUGAAAAAUCUACGGCUAGUGAUAAGGUUCAAGAUAAGAUGAACGAGGGCAGGAUGCUCAUAUGUUUAGCUUAAAAAACAUAAAUAUUAUUUUAAUUGUUAUACAAUAUACGUGAGAUGAUAUUUUUCUUUGGAUACUCUAACUAAGAAUCCUCGGAAUUUUUGUGACGAAUCCUUUUACGGGACCAACCGACAAUUAAUGUUACUUUUGUCUUUUUUUUUUUUACAUUUAUAAUUCGAGUACUUAUUAUUCGUAAGAUAUUUCCUGAAAAUAACGUUUGAUAUUAAUCGUGUAUUGUAUACGAUAUUAAUUAAGAGUAUUAAACAAGGUGAUUGAUAUGAUGAA